AUGUUCUGGGGAUCCUUACCAAUCUACGAUCCUAAGAACUCUAGUGGAUUCAUCCUAACAAAAUCUCGCACUGUGGCUGUAGCUGACCCUACAUUAGUACCUGCUAGAACUAAUUUUGAGAAUAAGGGCCCUGAGAUGCUAAAUGAUGUUGAUGCUCUAGCUGAUAGAAAGAAUAGUAGAGGGACUUAUGUAGAGAUCGAAAAGAAACGUGCUAUGGAUGUUUCAGGCAGAGAGUUAUUCUCUAAUAAGAAACAAGUCCUGCAGUAUAAAUCUCUUAUAGGAGUUAUUGAAGGGAAAGGUUGUCUAUGUAGCUACGAUAACUACAAGUUAUCUGAGAAGAUGAAGUAUCUAAGUGCUUCAGAAUUUGAGAGGCACGCUGGUUGCAAGGGCGGUCAUGCUAACAGUCAUAUUUACUUUGAUAGCGGGAAGACAAUUCAUGUUGUUGCCCAAAAUUUGAAGAAGACCCCUCCAGAAAUGCUCUUUGAAAGUACUUACAAAGUGCUAAAGAAUAUCAUCUUGCAAAAAAUGAAGCGGCAAAACCAUUGUGAUCUGCUUAUUGAUCAAGGAAGGGGUAGCUCAACGAUUAGUCAGUGA
Messenger RNA from Solanum tuberosum (potato), 594 nucleotides. RefSeq lists its product as uncharacterized. The record is from RefSeq and is a predicted model, not a curated record. Lineage: Eukaryota; Viridiplantae; Streptophyta; Magnoliopsida; Solanales; Solanaceae. Bases 1 to 594 code for a protein of 197 amino acids. The transcript is spliced from 5 exons.